Messenger RNA from Lachancea nothofagi CBS 11611, 264 nucleotides. Lineage: Eukaryota; Fungi; Ascomycota; Saccharomycetes; Saccharomycetales; Saccharomycetaceae. The record is from the annotation of a GenBank genome assembly.
AUGUCAAGCUCUUCUCCUGAGUUUCUUCCCUCGUUCAAGGACAACGCUGUGUCUGAAGAUCCAAGUUUUCAAUCGGAAGUAAAAUCAGGCUCUCAAAUCGAGGCGGUAUUUGAUGAGAUUCGGAAUCUACAGGAUGAGAUCUUACAGCUUCAUAGUUCUCUGAAAAAAGGUAAUGAACAGAUUCGUCGUGACGUUCAAGAAUUUUGCUUAAUUGGUGAAGACAGCGCCAAUUUGACGCCAGACAGCUCGAGCUGCGAUCAUUAG